UGUUUGUGUAUUUCCUCAGGGUAAUUAUAAGCGGAAGUAUAAGAACUCAACAGAAGAAGCGCGUCGCAAGAAGGUGUUCGAGUAUAAUCUCCAGAUCAUCAAAGAUCAUAGGAAGAAGAACGCAACCUUCGAGCUGGCGAUGAACGAGUUUGGUGACAUGACAAGUGAAGAGUUCGGAGCUGUGAUGAACGGGUUCCUGGGCGAGUCUCCGGCGGACGUCACAGUGCUCCUCACCGCCGCCACCACGGCCACCCCGCCAGCCACUAUGGACUGGCGCACCAAGGGCGCCGUCACUCCCGUCAAGAACCAGUUACAAUGUGGCUCAUGUUGGGCAUUUUCUGCCACCGGUGCCUUGGAGGGUCAACACUUCCGUAAGACUGGCAAACUGGUGAGUCUCUCGGAGCAGCAGCUGGUCGAAUGCUCCGGUGGCACUUAUAAAAACCUGGGGUGUCGCGGUGGACUAAUGACUAGUGCCUUCAACUACAUCAAGGCCACUGGAGCUGACAGUGGGGCCUCCUACCCCUACGUGGCAGUGCAAGGGACUUGCAAAUUCUCAGUCAAGAACAUCGCUGCCACAUUAACUGGCUACGUCUCAGUAACUUCUAAAAGCGAGAGCGCUCUGAAGACGGCUGCUGGGACCAUAGGCCCCAUCUCUGUGGCCAUCGAUGCAUCCCACAGUUCCUUCCAGUUCUACAAGAGUGGUGUGUACUAUGAGCCGGCGUGCUCGUCGACCAGCCUUAACCACGGUGUACUGGUAGUGGGUUAUGGCACUAGCCCCGCAGGAGACUACUGGAUCGUUAAGAACUCUUGGGGCCCCGGGUGGGGUGAGGCUGGGUACAUAAAGAUGGCUCGUAACAAGAACAACAACUGUGGUAUUGCCACUUUGGCUUCCUACCCAAUUGUGUAGUUACUGUAGAACCACUACUGAAGAACUGUAUAUUCCUAUGGCAUGAGGGACAAAACUUUAAAAUGAUCCUGCUUCUGAACUUUCAUUCUGUUUUGAAAUAAAGAAUUUGCAAUGUA
Molecule: messenger RNA, 1023 nt
Organism: Procambarus clarkii (red swamp crayfish)
Lineage: Eukaryota; Metazoa; Arthropoda; Malacostraca; Decapoda; Cambaridae
Product: procathepsin L-like
Biological process (GO): immune response; positive regulation of peptidase activity; positive regulation of apoptotic signaling pathway
Cellular component (GO): lysosome
Molecular function (GO): cysteine-type endopeptidase activity; cysteine-type endopeptidase activator activity involved in apoptotic process
Source: RefSeq, a predicted model, not a curated record